AUGCUAGUAACGACGAAAUAUUGGCUAUCAUCUGCUAUGGUCAAUGGAACACGAAAUGAAAUACGUUUUAAUAUUGAUUUUAAUAAUACUUCUCAAAUUUCACAAGAUACCGAACCAAUGUGGGCUACUUUAUCAUUAAUUACAAUUAUUUUAUUUACUGUAUGUGGUAAUAGUCUUGUUUGUAUUGCUGUUAUACGUGAAAGACAUUUACAAAAUACAACAAAUUAUUUUUUAACAUCACUCGCAUUUACUGAUUGUCUUGUGGCAUGUCUUGUUAUGCCUCUAGCGGUAACGAUUGAACUUAUCGGACAUUUUCCAUUCAAUGCAUUAGCUUGUAAUGUUUGGUUAACAUUCGAUGUUUGUUGUAGUACAUCAUCGAUAUGGCAUAUGAGCGUUAUGUCACUUGAUCGUUAUCUCACAUUGAGAUAUCCACUUAAAUAUGGACGAAAUAAACGAAGAAGUCUAAUGGCAUAUAAAAUAAUAACUAUAUGGUUAAUAUCAUUUGGUAUCUGUUUACCACUAUUCAUUCUUGGUUUAGUCGAUCCAACAAAUGUAUAUAAUGAAGCAACACAUGCAUGUUUUCCAUCUCAUCGAACUUUUAAAAUUUAUGGUUCAUUUGUUGCAUUUUUUAUUCCAUUGGUUAUUAUGAUUGUUACAUAUGCUUUAACAAUGAGUGCAUUACAACAAGCACAUACAACAAAAAAAAAUCGUUAUACAAGACGACAAAAGAUGCAUGCAGUUAUUAAUUUAGCAACAAUGGCUAUGAGAUGGAAACGGGCAGUUAAUACUGAAACAACUGAUGGACAAAAAAGUAUAACUGAAUCAACACCACCAGUAAAAUCUCCUGAACAAAAAAGUCAAACUAUAACUUCACCAUCUACACCAGUCGAUUGUCCACGUAAACGUGCUACAUCAUUAUUGGAAACUAGACAAUACUCAUUAGAAAAGAAAAAUUUAACAAAACGAAAAUAUAUUUCUAAUUAUCGUCUUAGUGAAACAUUGAAACCAUUAGCACCAAUUACAUGGCAUAAACGACGAGAUAAACAACUUCAACCAUUACCUGAAAAAUCUGCUGAACGAUCAUCUCCAUUAUCAAGUCAACUUCUUGAUCCUGGUUCAUCACAUAAUGCUAAUAAUACACAAACAAAACGCUCUCAUUCUUGUACACCAUUACUUGAUGUUGAUGAUGCUCGUAAAAAUCGACGACGACGAAGUUCAUCUGCUCAUACAAUACUUCAAAUACGUCGUGAUUCAGCUAAAAUUCGUGAAGAACUUGCUAAAUUAACAGCUCAAUUAUCUGCAUCAAUGAAUAAUGACAAUUCACCACAUGCUAAACGUCUAUCACUUUCUGUACCUGGUGCAUCCGAUUCAUUUGAUAAUAAUAAUACACCAACAAUUGAUCAAUUACUUGCAGAAACAACCGUUACUCAACCCAUUGUUAUUCCAAGUUCAUAUUUUACUGGUGAUUCAAAUAUGCUAUCGAAUAUCCAUCAACAAUAUUUUUCAAGAUCACAUAGUGCAGACACUCGAUUAGCAUCAUUUGAUUCAAACGAUGAUAAAACAACUAUGAAUAAUGGAGUACAUAUUCCAAAUCUUCUUGUUACACAUGAUAGUACACAGAAUUUACCAGCAAAUGUAAAUAAGAAUAGUAAUAAUUCAGUAAAUCUUAAUGUUAAUUAUAAUGUUGAACCUCUUAAACGUCGUCUUACAUCACCAUCAAAAUUUGAUACAACAUGUCAACGUAUUAAAGAUUGGAUUACAGUUACAACAUCAUCGACAGCUCUUGAUCAUGAUGCAGCUGUACGAUCACGUUGUGUAUCAGCUGUAAAUGUUACAGAAAAUACACCAAUGUUAUCUGGACAAAAAUUAUAUUUACAAAAUUCUCCAUUAUCAAAUCUUAAACGUUAUUUUCCUCGUAUUGAACAAUUAUAUGGACCGACAUCAAAUCCAAAUUCAAUUUCUCGUCCUCAACAUCAACAACUUUUAUUAGUAGAUGAUCAUGUUGCAUCUGUGCAUAGUUUUGCUGCUUUACAACGAAGUAGUGUUGGUUCAAUAACAUCAUCUAUGUUAGCAGCUCGUCUUAUGCGUGCAAAUCGACCAAGUACAUCAUCGUCAAUUGGUUCAUCAUCUCAAAAAGGUGUACGAAAACGUCCACCACGUCUUAAUGAUCUUAUGUCUCAAGCUAGUUUUCAAAUGGUUUCAUUAGAUACUGAAGAUUCAUCAUCAGGGUCAUCAAGUCUUACUCAUCAAUCAAAUAAUAUGAAAGCUGUUAUAGCUGGAAUUAACGCUCCAAAACCAGUAUCUCCUGCUAAAAAACAUCAUCCAACAUUUCGAAAUUUAACUAAAACUUCAGCAAGUAAUGAACGAAAAGCAAUGCGUGUUUUAUUAAUUAUAUUUUCCAUCUUUGUCAUUUUAUGGACACCAUUUUUUGUUAUUAAUCUUUUAUCAUGUUUUAUUAACGAUAUACAUCCAAUUUUUAUAUCAAUUGCAACAUGGCUUGGUUAUUGUUCAUCUGGUGCAAAUCCAAUUAUUUAUACUAUAUUUAGUCGAGCUUUUCGUCGAGCUUUUGUUAAUAUAUUAACAUGUCGAAAAGUGAUUAGUUCACAUCGUUCACAAAUGUUUAGUCCAUCAUGUCAUUCAGUAACAAUGUCAGUGGGACGAAAAAUGUCAAUUGUUAGUAGAGGACAAGCUGAUGCACGUUAA
This is a messenger RNA of Adineta steineri, 2703 nucleotides long. Lineage: Eukaryota; Metazoa; Rotifera; Eurotatoria; Adinetida; Adinetidae. The record is from the annotation of a GenBank genome assembly.